AUAGUGAUUAACUAGGCAUAUUCGAAUCCCUUUCUGUUCUGUUCCUUUGUUCAACCGUUCAGCUCUGGUUGGCGACCUCCCGAAAACCUUUAAUCUAUUUAUUUAUUCUUAUAUUCUUCUUGAUAACCAUCCGAACACUUUUCAAUUUCCCUCUCAAUAAGAAAAGAAACUUGUUCGAUUUUGAUCUGUACACGAAUAACCCAGAAAAUGUUUGACGGUAUGAUGGAUCCAGAGUUGAUGCGACUCGCUCAGGAGCAGAUGAGUCGCAUGUCACCCGCCGACUUCGCUAGGAUCCAACAGCAGAUGAUGGCUAAUCCUGAUUUGAUGAAAAUGGCAACUGAAAGCAUGAAGAACAUGAGGCCUGAAGACUUAAGGCGUGCUGCUCAACAAUUAGAUCAUACCCGUCCAGAAGAGAUGGCUGAGAUUGGUGAGAAAUUGGCUAAUGCCACUCCUGAAGAGAUUGCCUCAAUGCGUACUCAUGUUGAUGCUCAAGUGACGUAUAAAUUAAAUGCUGCACAGAUGUUGAAGACAAAGGGGAAUCAGCUUCAUAGUCAGGGACACUUCAAAGCUGCGUUGGAAAAAUAUUUACUUGCGAAGAAGAACUUGGAAGGAAUUCCUUCUUCCAGAGGACAAACACUUUUAUUGGCGUGCUCUCUUAACUUGAUGUCUUGUUACCUGAAAACGAGGCAGUAUGAUGAGUGCAUAAAAGAAGGCUCGGAGGUAUUGGCAUAUGAUCCAAAGAAUGUCAAAGCUCUUUAUCGAAGGGGUCAAGCAUACAAAGAGCUUGGGCGAUUGGGAGACGCUGUCUCUGAUUUGAGCAAUGCACAUGAAGUGUCCCCUGAUGAUGACACUAUUAGUGAUGUGUUGAGAGAUGCUAAGCAAAGACUGGCUAAAGAAGGUGGUUCUUACACACCAGGAGGGCUAGUAAUUGAAGAAAUAUCUGAAGAAGUUGGGACAACGUCCUCUGGAAACCAUGAAAGUUCAUCUGGAGGAUAUGCAGUAACACAACCACAGGAAAGAACCAAUUUUUCCCAGAGUAAAAGUAACACUAAUAGUGGGGGCUUGACAACUAAUCCAGAUUCUUUUCAGGGUUUGAAGGAUGACCCGGAAGCUAUCAGAUCAUUCCAGAAUUUCAUUUCUAAUGCUGAUCCUGAAACCCUGGCUGCUGUCAGUGGUGGAACAGCUGGAGAGAUAUCUCCUGACAUGUUUAGGGCUGCAUCAAAUAUGAUUAGCAAGAUGUCACCUGAAGAACUGGAGAAGAUGGUUCAGUUGGCAUCAUCUGGGGAAAGUCCAUUUGCUACUGGAAGUAGUGUAACGCCUGGGUCAAUGCCUCCAAAUAUAACACCUGAUAUGCUUAAAACGGCUUCUGAUAUGAUGAGUAGGAUGUCACCUGAAGAGCUUCAGAAAAUGUUUGAAAUGGCAUCCUCUUUAAAAAUGAGAGACACAGGUCCAACAUCAGUAAAUGGAAUCAGUUCAGGUACUGGGUCAAAAUCUUCAGAAUUCCAGGAAAGUGCUGCUAUCAAUGGGAAUAAUGUUGUAGGCAACCCUAGUUCUUCUCGAAGUUUCUUUCCAAAUUCAAGAAGUGGUCUUCAGUCAAACUUUCAACCCUCAAGCAGUGAUUUACAGCAGAUGAGAAAUCAAAUGAAUGAUCCAGCUUUGAAGGAGAUGUUCUCAUCAAUGAUCAAGAAUAUGAGCCCAGAAAUGAUGGCAAAUAUGAGUGAACAAUUUGGAUUGAAGCUUUCUCAGGAAGAUGCAGCGAAAUUUCAACAAGCAAUGUCAUCUUUAUCACCACAGGACUUAGACAGAAUGAUGAAGUGGGCCGAUAGAGUUCAAAGAGGAGUUGAAGGUAUAAAGAAGACAAAGAACUGGCUGCUAGGGAGAUCCGGUAUGAUUCUCGCUAUAUGUAUGCUCAUAUUAGCUGCAGUGCUUCACCGGCUGGGCUUCAUUGGUAGUUAGAACUACACCCAGCUCUAUUUAUUAUAGUAGAUCCCUGUUCUAAUUUAACCCAUAUAUGAGUCACAAAUCUUUGUCCCCAACAUAACGUUAGACUGUAUAAUCAUAGCGAGGCAAGUAAAACCAGUAACGGCUUAGAACGAGGUAAGAAAGGGAUGGGAUGGGAUUGUGUUAAGCAGGUGAAAAUAAUGCCCAUGAUUCUUUUUGUGUGCUAUUAGUGGAACUUCCAGUGAACAGAAGUGGAUGUUGUUCCUGGAUAAACCAUAUGCUUGUUCUGUAAGUUGAGUGAUCUUCAUUGAGAAGAUCCUUAUUAUUUAUUGGAUCUGCACUAACUGUUGAUA
Mangifera indica (mango) is the source of this 2294-nucleotide messenger RNA. Its product is annotated as outer envelope protein 61. The record is from RefSeq and is a predicted model, not a curated record. The coding region runs from base 208 to 1956 and encodes 582 amino acids. Gene Ontology annotation, molecular function: protein binding. The transcript has 11 exons. NCBI's taxonomy places the organism in Eukaryota, Viridiplantae, Streptophyta, Magnoliopsida, Sapindales, Anacardiaceae.